Xyrauchen texanus (razorback sucker) is the source of this 9984-nucleotide messenger RNA. RefSeq names its product RNA-binding protein 4-like. Bases 95 to 1756 code for a protein of 553 amino acids. Gene Ontology annotation, cellular component: cytosol. NCBI's taxonomy places the organism in Eukaryota, Metazoa, Chordata, Actinopteri, Cypriniformes, Catostomidae. Gene Ontology annotation, molecular function: zinc ion binding; mRNA binding. The record is from RefSeq and is a predicted model, not a curated record. The transcript is spliced from 4 exons.
AUCAGCAUGUGUUCAUUCCUCUGCUGAAGAAUGAGAGCGUUUCUAAAGAACGGAAGUGAACCGACCAUUUUGAAACCACGCACCGCUUAGCACAAUGGAUAAGGGCCACACGGUUAAGCUCUUUGUUGGGAAUCUGGCCCUGGACACUACGCAAGAAGAACUGUCUGCCAUAUUUGAGUCAUACGGCCAGGUGGUUAGCUGCAGUGUUUUGAGGCAGUUUGCUUUCGUCCACCUGCAAGGAGAGGGCGCUGCCGAACGUGCCAUUCGAGAGCUCAAUGGUCGAGAGUUCAAAGGUCGGAAUCUUGUGGUUGAGGAAUCCCGGGGCCGCCCACUCCAUUCGACAAAGGUGUUUGUGGGUAAUCUGAGCAGUAUGUGCACCACAGAAGACCUCCAGGAGCUGUUUCAGACUUUUGGGAAAGUUUUGGAGUGUGACAAAGUGAAAGGUUAUGCCUUUGUACAUAUGGAGAACAAGGAAGAUGCCCUGCAGGCUAUCGAAGCUUUGCAUGGGACCUCCUUCAAAGGCCGACCACUAUCCGUGGAGCUCUCCAAAGUUCAGCCAAGUAAGCAGACCCCAACUGGAAAGAUCCCAUGUGUAAGCUGUGGCAAACAGGGUCACUACGCAGGUGAAUGCCCUGCUGGGAAGCCCACCCUGGAGCAAUAUCAGAGCCAAGCAGCAGUGCUAGCCGCUGCCGCUGCUGCUGCGGCUGGUCUGCCAUUGCAGGUUCAACAGAGUGUCCACAAUUCUGUGUACAACACCUCUACUUUUGACCCCACUUAUGCUGCUCUGAGUGGACUUACUGCUGGUGCAAGGGCAGAAGGAGGUACAGCGGUGGCUCCAGCAGUCUACGGCGCACUAGCUAGUCAAGUGUAUGGAACAGUUGCAAAUCAGCUCUACAGCGGGACAGUCGCAAAUCAGGCGCUCAGCAACAAUGCUGCUGCGGCAGCUGCUGCACAGAUGUAUGGCUCUGUUAACCCAGCUUUUUAUGGGCAGAUGGCUGCCGCAGCUGCUGCCGCUGCAUACGGUCCACAGGUUUAUGCGUCGGCGGUAGCUAAUCCAGUGUUCCUGGCGGCACACGGCAUGGAGGUACAGGCAGCUGCUGCUAUGAACCCAGCCUAUACAGUAGCACCAGCCCUCUACAGUGCUAGCCCAGCCUACGGGGCUCUGGGUUCAGCUGAUCCAGCAGCUAUCUUUGAGGCAGCCAGGGCACACUACUUUGCACAAGGACAGCAAGUUCUAGCUGAACAGCAACAUACUAGCUCCAAGUCAGGAGAAAGGGACCGGAGUCCACUAAGAAGAUCUGCCCCGUUGCUGCCAGACCCUGUCAUGAAGCCAUUUAUGUACCAGAGGGCCAAACGCAGAGCCUUGUUGCCUACACCUGCAGGUCGAGAGGAAGCUGCUGCACAGGAGGACGACACUAUAGCCAGAUAUUACGCGGAAUACUACCAACAGUACCAACAGUACCAGCAGUACCAGCAGCUGCAGCAGUACCCACAGUACCAGUAUGCCUACGCAUCUCCCAACCACCUUGCAGCGUUGUCCGGACUGUCCACCCUGUCUGGUAUGCCCACUCAGCAAGUAGCAGCCCUCGACAGCCUCAGGCCAGUGCUGCCCACCACCGCCGUGCCUGCCGCUGCCGCCAUCGCCAUGGCAACACCCCGCGUGUAUGAGCCUCCGCCGAUUCCGCCGUCGCACAAGGAGCCCCUCCUCCGCCGCCCCGAACUCGCCCUACACACCCCUGAAACACCCUUCCGAUAGUGUGCUCCAAGUCCUUUCUGCCUCUCCUUUCGUUGUGCAGCGUGUGUGUCAGUUAAACAAACACAGGUGUAUGCUUAUGACUUGUCCGUGUUUGGGUUUAAGAUAGUGGGCGUGUUGGUUUUACCUGUAGACUGGAAUCACUAACCUUGGUUCUGAUCACACACCCGGUGCAGUCAGGGCUGAAAAGGAAACUGCAUGCUCUCAUUCCUGCACACUUAACCAAUGAAACACAUCAGUGUUCUGUUUUAAUAAAUGUAUUUUGACCUUAAAUCUAUUGCCAGUUAGGAGUAGAUUAGGGGUUGGGGUAGGGAUAAAUUAGGCAAUAGCCAUGUUGCUUUUUAACUUUUAUAUUCAUAAGUGUUUGUAGUUUAUGAAUGAUACUGUAAUUGAUAUUUUUAAACAUUGCUUGAAAUAGUUAUACGAACGUAACCAGUUUACAUAUUCAGAUAGUUAUUGAGAAAUUAGAUUUCGAAACAUUUCAUUAAGUUUGAAUGUACGUUUACUCCAAAGGUGUGUGAAGUGUAGGACCAGGGUUGGAUAGUGUUUUACAUGUCUUUAUGUGUUUCUUGUUUUUCUCUGGGACUAUGGCAUAGCGUGUAUGCUUUCCAUUGGUUGCCACUACUGGACGUGUACAUGUGCAUAUGGAAGCAACCUCGAUCCACACGCACAUACAGUUGAAGUCAGAAGUCAUUAAACCUAAUUAUUUAACCACUCCACAGAUUUCAUAUUUGCAAACUAUAGUUUUGACAAGUCGUUUAGGACAUCUGCUUUGUGCAUGACACAAGUACGUUUUCCAACAAUUGUUUUACAGGCAGAUUGUUUCACUUUUAAUUGACUAUAUCACAAUUCCAGUGGGUCAGAAUUUUACAUACACUAUGUUAUCCGUGCCUUUAAGCAGCUUGAGAAAUUCCAGAAAAUGAUGUCAAGCCUUUAGACAUAUAGCCAAUUAGCUUCUGAUAGGAGGUGUACAGAAUUGGAGGUGUACCUGUGGAUUUAUUUUAAGGCCUACCUUCAAACUUAGUGCCUCUUUGCUUGACAUCAUGGGAAAAUUGAAAGAAAUCAGCCAAGACCUCAGAAAACAAUUGUUGACCUUCCACAAGUCUUGUUCAUCAUUGGGAGCAAUUUCCAAAUGCCUGAAUGUACCACGUUCAUCUGUACAAAGUAUGCAAGUAUAAAUGCCAUGGGACCACGCAGCCAUCAUACCGCUCAGGAAGGAGACACAUUCUGUCUCCUAGAGAUGAAUGUAGUUUGGUGCGAAAAGUGCAAAUCAAUCCUAGAACAACAGCAAAUGACCUUGCAAAAAUGCUGGAGAAACAGGUAGACGAGUAUCUAUAUCCACAGUGAAAUGAGUCCUAUAUCGACAUAACCUUAAAGGCUGCUCGGCAAGGAAGAAGCCACUGCUCCAAAACUGCCAUAAAAAAAGCCAGACUACAGUUUGCAAGUGCACAUGGGGACAAAGAACUUACUUUUCGGAGAAAUGUCCUCUGGUCUAAUUAUUAUUUUUUUUUUAACUGUUUGGCCAUAAUGACCAUUGUUAAAAAGGGUGAGGCUUGCAAGCCGAAAAACACCAUCCCAACCAUGAAGCAUAGGGGUGGCAGCAUCAUGUUGUGGUGGUGGUUUGCUGCAGGAGGGACUGGUGCACUUCACAAAAUAGACAGAAUCAUGAGGAAGGGAAAUUAUGUGGAUUAUAUUGAAGUCGGAUUAUCGCAAAGUCAAGGUAUUGGAGUUUCCUUCACAAAGCCCUGACUUCAAUCCGAUAGAAAAUUUGUGGGCAGAACUGAAAAAGCAUGUGUGAGCAAGGAGGCCUACAAACCUGACUCAGUUACACCAGUUCUGUCUGGUGGAAUGGGCCAAAAUUCUAGCAACUUAUUGUAAGAAGCUUGUGGAAGGCUACCCAAAACCCUUUGACCGAAGUUAAACAAUUAAAAGGCAAUGAUACCAAAUACUAACAAAGUAUAUGUAAACGUUUGACCCACUGGGAAAGUGAUGAAAGAAAUAAAAGCUGAAAUCAUUCUCUACUAUCAUUCUGACAUUUCACAUUCUUAAAAUAAAGUAGUGAUCCUAACUGACCUAAGACAGGGAAUGUUUUCUAUGAUUAAAUGCCAGGAAUUGUGAAAAACUGAGUUUAAAUGUAUUUUGUAUAUGUAAACUUCUGACUUCAACUGUACAUAUGCAUCCCUUACACCCCAGAUAGGUGAAACCUUAGUGAUGACUUUUAAUCCCACCCUUCCAUCCCUGUCCACCCAUCCUGAAAGCUGAAAGACACUGUGACUUCUCUCCCCUCCUACUUUAUGUAGCUACUUCCAUAGAUAUGGUGAUGUAUGGGAAACACCCAAUCAGAGGAAGGUGUAGCUAGUCAGAUUUGCUGGGAUGGGCCCUACGGCCUGUCUGUCUUAUGGGAGCGUCUUUAUGCUCACCAACUGCCACAAUGCAUUGUAGAAUCUGUUUUUGUAAAUGUCUUUUAUUAAUGCAAUCAUGUUAUAUAUAUAUAUAUAUACACACACACUACCGGUCAAAAGUUUAUGGUCACUUGUUCUUUCUUUUUUUUUUUUUUUUUCACAUUUUAGAAUAAUAGUAAAGUCAUCUAAACUAUGUAAUAAAAUAACUGGAACUGGGAAUUACAUUGUGACUAUACAUUUUUUUUUUAUAUUUUAGCACCUUCAAAGUAGCCACCCUUUGACUAGAAUUUGCAGACAUUUGCUCUUGGCAUUUUCUCAACCAAUGUCUUGAGGAAUCACCCUGCAAUGCUUUUUAAACUGUAUUGAAGGAGUUCCCAUCUAUGCCUGGCACUUAUUGACUGCUUUUCUUUAUUAUUCGGUCAAAGUCCGUUUUGUAAUGAAAUCAAUUAAUAUGUUGGCACAAUUAUAUUUUGUCUACAAAACUCAUUUGAAUCAUUUAAGCAUACUCCUUCAGAUCACAAGGUUUUUAAGAUCAUGAGAAACAUUUCAGUCAAGUGACCCCAAACUUUUGAACAGCAGUGUAUGUAUAUAUAAAGUAGUUAUAAAGGACUAAAAUAUCCAUUUUAAGAAACAUACUUCUUUUAAUUUUUAUCUUUUGUUUACAGCUGCCAGCGAUAAAUACUCGCAUUGAUUGUUUAUAGCCAAAACAAAAAACAAAAACAAAAAAAAUCUCUUUAGUGGUUUUUAGUGGCCUAUGAUUCUUAUGCCUUAGUAGUGAAUUGUAUUAAAUUUUUGCUAUUUUUUAUCUGUAGUCUUAUAAUGUGAAACUGGAUUAAGGCAACACGUAUGUGCUGUAUAUUCUGUGGUGCUGUGAUUUGGAAUUAAAUGCAUUGGGAGAUUCCUAUCAGUUUCUUUCAGUCUUCCUGCUCUUUUCGCUGCUGAAACUCCAUUGUUGACCCUCAUUGCAUCUCUCUUCAUCUCUCAUUGCAUCUGCCUCCCAUUUAGUGCCAGUAUGUCAUUCGUUUACCAUGCCCCUGUUCGCACCUAUGUGCAGAGGAUGCCAAUGUGUGAAUGUUUAUCUUAGAAAAUGUUUGCAUCGACAUUAAUGUUUGUAGUUUCUAUCAUCGCAAGUGUUCUCAGAAGAGAAGACUGUACACAAUCUUUACUAACUACAUAACUUCAAAUAAGGAGCUUGCCCAAUCAUCUAAAAAGGAAACACGCUUUUACUUGGAGCUUUUACUAUUGAUGUUUCUUGAUUGUUUUUCCUUUGUGAAAGACCAGACUCGUAUGAAUUGGAGCCCUAAAAAGAAGUUAAAGGACUAGAGACUGAUCCCAAACUCAUCCCUGUCUCUGUGGAUGGGGUAAGUCUGGGGGCAACCCCACUCUAUACCCCCCAAACCCCCACCCCUAGCAAACCCUCUCACAGGAGCAACAAAUUCUUCAACCCAGCUUUUCAUCCCUUUUAGCCACCCAAAGUCACCAUGCAACUUUUGUAACGGGUAUAUGGUACAAUGGCAAUUUUUGACUUGAUUUAAAGUUGCGAGCAGUUUUGCAUAUUGUAAAGCAUGUUUAUGUGUGAGUGUCAGGUGACACUAGCAAUCGCUUUUCUCAUGUUUUACAAGAUGGGUCUGAGUACAAAUGUAAAUUUAAGACUAAGAUCUUCACUCAUUUCUUCUUCUGUAGCAGUGGCUUUAUUUGUAGUGCAUGCUUCCUUUUUAUUUUCUUGUUUCAAGCCCUAAAUCAAACACUUUCUGAUGUGACUGUUCCAACUGAACUAGGUCCCUAUGGAACUGUGGACACCAUGCGCAGUGCUGUUUGGGGGGGAGGGAGAAAGUUAGCGUCGGGAAAUGCACAGGAAGUUCUCCUGCUCCAUUCAGGUAAAAGUGUGCCUCGCCCCUUUUCUACCUGUCAUCCACCCUGAUGGCAUCUGCGCAUUGACCGUGUACCCGCUCUAUUUCUCCUCACCACCACCUCACCCCUCCUGUAGAUUCCUGACUUUAAACACCAGUGUUAAACUACUCUGUCACUGCCAAAAGGGGGCGACGGGGAUGACCAUAUAUUGCUUUGGUGGUUAGUGUGUCUCUGUAAUGGGUGGGUGCUUGGUGAUAUGUUGGUUUAGCUUUGGAGAGAAUGUGGUGAUAAUUAGUCUAAAUAUGGUUGUUGAGUGAAUGAAUAAAUAGUAAAUACAUUUUGAAUGUGUCUUUAAGUGGGUGUGUGUGAAUACAAGUUAUCAAGAGGUGGCUGAUAAAGAAAGAGUGACAAAGGUGAGUACUGAGUCAAACUGCUCUAAGGCUUGGCAGAUGUGGACUUUGCUCAAGAGUUCCUCUGGUAUCGCCGACCUCGCCUAGCCCUCUGUCCAUGUGCCUUUUUUAUGUUAUGAUUUUACCCCCCUUUCAGGCUUCCCCAAUAAUGCUCGCCGUUAAUGCCCAGCUUACCGCCGCACUCGCCGCAUACCCAGUGGUAGCUGUUGAGUUUGUUCAGUGUUUACCACUGCCAAAACGCAUCCUAAUGGCUUUGUAUCACUGGACCUGAAACACCGGCCAAACUUCUCAUUCGCAAGACUCUCAUUUGGACUCCGUAACACUGGCAGACCUUUUCUUGGAGGGCAGCAUUUACGACUGAAUUCUCUUUAUAAACUUUUGCUGAUGCCUUCUUGAUCAGUGUUGGGUAGUAACAAAUUUCAUGGGGGGAUAAUUGAGAAAUGCAAUCUUUAUCAACAGAUAUUACGUUUUGGAUGGCAUAGACCCCACAUCCAAUCUUAAACAGCUCUUGGUUCUCUAUAUGUGUUCUUUAUAUGAACAUAUAUAGAGAAAUUUUAAAUUACAAUCAGUACAUUGUUAAAAAUAUAAAAUACAAAAAAAAUAUUUUAUGUAUUUUAUAGCUAGCCAUGUGUGCAUGUACAGAAAUUGAGAAGCACACACCUUUUCAUGGAUAAGUAUGAGGUGCAAAUUGCUCAUCUCUACUACAAAUCUAGAGACAUGAAUGAUUAAUGAUUUCAAAGCUUCAUUAAAUACCUAGUACAACACCUGAAAAACAUUCCUGCAUAACAACAACAAUAAACAUGUAUGUUAUCAUUAUCUUAAGUUACAUAUUUACUCAGCGACUGACAAAUGGCAAGUAAAUGUUUCACUUCAUGUUUACUAAUGUUUAAACUGUAUCAACUAUUUUGUUACUGAUUACAAUUUUGGUUGUGUAGUUUAUUAUCAGUACCAAAUUACAUUUCAGAAGAAAUCUACCCAACACCGUCCUUGGUUAACGAAACUAUUCAAGCUUGAAGAGAAGCUUUUGUCACCCCACAAAGUUAGGGUAAAUGAACAUUGUCAUAUUUUUGAAAUUAUCAUUUGAGUUAAUCAGAAACCCACAUUUUGUCCACUGUUCAAAUGAGAGUCUGAUUUGUUUGUGUUUGAAGUAGCUUGGGUUACUUACAUGCAGCUCCUUUUUUAGGAAAAAAAAAAACAUGCCUCUUUUCCACCGACUGGGUGCCGGUGCCCAUUCUGUAACAGUUCUGUGUGUUUCUACCACAGAAAUGAUAGAUCUAGGCAAGAAAAAUUGGCUCCACACUGGCCAGGUUUUAAGUUCAACCUGUUGGCCUUGAGCCAGGAACCUCUAAUGUUAGAGGCCAGGGGCAAUAUAAUGUCUUAACCAAGUACCGUUUUUAAACAAUAUUUAGUCUGGCUCAUUUUUCUGCAUUCCGGAUCAGAUUUCACCUAGCCACGUUGCCUUAUAAAGUAUACUGACUGCAAGCAAAUAUGAACACGUUCUAUGUAUGCCCACUAAAACUGCUUUGUAACACUGUUUAGUAUCAGUAGCCAGCACAUGCAACAAUGAGCGCAGAUGAGGACAGCCAAAGUAUACUUUGGAUUUGAAUUGCUCCAAUUAAGGCUGUCAAAUUAAAAUUUCUGUCAAAUUAAAAAAAUGCACAUUUGAAUGCUUAAUCUGUGCAUUCGAAUGUUGGAUGUGUGCCAAGCCCUGAUGAUGAUUUCAGACCGAUCACAUUCUUGCACUAAAAAAAUGCUAGAUGCAGCGCAACAAAUACAGUUUAACAGAACACAGGUGUCUUGAGACGUGAAGUUCUUUUUCACAACGCAUCUAAAAAACAGUGCUCCUGCACGAGAAAAUAAAUUAACAACUAAACGUGGACAAAUGAUCAAAGACAUUCGUCUAGCACCUGUUUACAUAGAAAAAAGUAAUAGUAAACUGCAUGGUUACAAAAGCGUUCGGUGUGAACUGUUUCUCUGAUUAAGAAAUUGGUUUUAAAAUGCUUUGUCAGGAAAGGCAUUCAAUUUGGAAAUGCCUGUUAAUAAAAUUAAAUGCAGAUUUACUUUACAGCCAGGAAUGUUCUUUGCAAUAAUAUAAAACUGCUGUAUGGUUUCUGUGUAUUCAUUGCACUCUCUUGUGGACAAAUUAAAAAUCUGCUGACUUUAAAAACCUAAUUUAAAUCAAAUUUUGGUAAUAUUUAAGAUAAAAACUCAAAAUUAGUUUCUCAGCCCAGUUGACAGCCCUAGCUUCCAUUAUAAUCAAACUUUUUACACUGGAAAUGCCUGAUUCAUCACAUUGAUUAUCGCAUCACAUCUCAAGCUCAGUUGACCAGCUCAGUCAGCUGUAAUUUUUGUCAUGUUGCAAAAAGGCUCCAGACACUACCCAAAUAUAUGUGUGAAUUGAUUGCUAUGAAGACUAUGAGGCGCCUUGUUUAUUUGUGGUUGGGUUAUGUAGUAAUUUAGUUAGUUGCUUCAUCAUUUAGCUCUCAAAUCAUUUGAAACACUGUCAGUGGGCCGGUUCACCAUUUUGGUGGAAGAGGGGUAUCUGGGCUCCUGUAGGACUUCCUUCAGAGGGAGUAUGGUAGUGAAUUGUGGUUUGCCUCACUUUAAUUUUUUACAGGACACAUGAUCACCUUAGAGAUCUCCAAACAUGCAAAGACAUAGACUGAUCACAUUGUGAUUUUUGAAACAGUAGGUUGGCUUUUCUUGAGCUAAAGUUGGUCUGCGCUUACGGAAAUUAGAAACACUCCAGUGGACAAAGGGGGAUGUGUUUUUGAAAGUAAAGGCACAUGUUAAGUCCAAAUUAAGAUUUGCCUGCAGAGGGGUGACAGAAGCAAGUUGUUUUUAGCUGUAAAUUAUGCAAUACAGUGAAGAGGAAUGCAUUUUUUAUUAAUAUGAGAACCCGGGCCUCCCACACGGAUGUCAGCACACUUCCGGUCACGUUACAGAAGGAAAAACAUGUUACCUGAUGCAAAAAUGUCUAAUGGGAGAUGCCGUUUGUCAGUAACUCUGCAUACAGGGGCGGAUGCAGAGUACAGAAUAUUUGGAAGCAACAUUCCUGUGUGAUCAUGUUGCAAGACAUGCAAUUUUCACACAUACGCAUUGAAUAACAAUCCUUCUACAAUUUAAUCGUCCAACAUAAUCCUCCCUGAGUAGAUGGCACAUUGCACAGUUUCCAUGGAUAAUGGAAUGCUCCCCCUGACCAUGUUCUACCACCACAGAUCCCUUCUAGUGGUUGUAUCCCCUUAAAUUUGGAAAGCUCCAGUAUUUUGUUUUCUCUGAUUAAUUUCAGAUCUGUUUAUAAGGUUAUCCCGAGUGGGUGAAGACCGUUCUUGGACUUUUGAAGGUCAAUCAUUUUUAACUGAUUUAUGAAACUGGAAUUCUUACUAUUGCAGGCGAUAGGAUAUGAGCUGGUCGUAAUUUUUUAUUAACUUCUGAAGAAUUUAUGCAUGUUUGUUAAUGUGUGUAUAUCACAAAAACCUUGCAACUUGUGAAGUGUACUCUUCUACACCAGCUUCUGCUUGAACACUGUCUGGCAUUGCAUGCUUGCUACAAUAAACUAGUACUAUAC